Molecule: messenger RNA, 3051 nt
Organism: Camelina sativa (false flax)
Lineage: Eukaryota; Viridiplantae; Streptophyta; Magnoliopsida; Brassicales; Brassicaceae
Source: RefSeq, a predicted model, not a curated record
UCUUACCAAUUUACAAAAACUCUCAAACUCUCUGCUUCAUUCCACUUCUUCCCUCCGUCUCAGAUUCUUUUGUUUCUUUCUUCUUGAACCCUUAAACAAAAUGGCUUCGGCCAACGAAAAAGAUGAUAUUCCCAUGCUUCCAAUUUCAGACUCAUCAUCUCGUACCAGAGCUCGUAGCGUUUCCAUCUCAACCCCUACUUCCUCCUUUGACAACUCAACUGUGGUUUUAGGCUACACGGGUCCUCUUCGAACUCAUCAGAGACAUCUUCCUUUAGUUCAAGUAAGUGGUCCUCGUAUACGGUAUACCUCUUCUCGCAACCCUGAACCUCUCUUUCUUCCUCAUCCUUCUACUACUUCUUCUGGUGUCUAUACUCAGGUUGAGAGAUAUCCUUCUGACGUUCUCGAACAUAAAAACUCCUCAGACAAUGAAAAAGUUUUGAAACACGCGAAAUUAGGAAUGUGCAAUGACCCUUACUGUACCAUUUGCCCUUAUAAUUACAACCAUAAGGCAGCUCAAGUUCCACAUGCCAGAGUUUCUCCCGAUGUUGAUUCCACGCUGUGUGAUGGUGCUAAAGCUUGGGCUAGGCGAUUUGCUUCCUCUGUUAAUGUAAUCGUGAAUCCUCAUAACAAACAUGUUAAAAGAUGGAGCAAAUUUUUUGCCGUUUCAUGCUUGUUAGCCAUAUUUAUAGAUCCUCUCUUCUUCUUCCUUGUAAAAGUCCACGAGAAACACAAAUGCAUUAUGAUUGACUGGCCGAUGACAGACGUAUUUGUAGUUGUUAGAAGUUUAACAGAUUUUGUAUUUUUUAUAAACAUUCUACUUCAGUUCCGAAUGGCCUAUGUAGCUCCUGAGUCUCGUGUGGUUGGUUUUGGCAAGUUAGUGAGUGAUCCUCUUAAAAUAGCCCUUCAUUAUGUCCGAGGGAAGUUUUUCCUUGAUUUGUUCAUACUGAUGCCAGUUCCGCAGAUAAUGAUAUUAUGUAUAAUACCAAAAUACUUGGUGAGCUCAAUCAACAAUAACCAUGUGAAAUUCCUUUUACGAGCUGCAGCUCUUUUCCAAUACAUUCCAAAGUUAUGUAGACUUCUACCAUUUCUUGCUGGACAAUCACCAACCGGAUUCAUAUUUGAGUCAACUUGGGCUACUUUUUUCAUUAAUCUUCUCACCUUCAUGCUUGCUGGACAUUUUGUUGGCUCUUGCUGGUAUCUUUUGGGUCUGCAGAGCGUUAAGAGAUGCAUGCAUGGUCAAAUUAGGAAUCUUCGUUGGGUUGAUGAACCUAAAAUUUUUAUCGAUUGUGCUCAUAGAAGUAAUGCAUCGAGGUUACAACUAGCUCUCUGGAAAGAAAGUCCUGGUUUUGAUGCUUGUUUCCAAGAAGAUGGUUUUCCUUAUGGAAUCUAUUUAAAAGUAGCCAAUCUUACCUAUCAUUCUAGUAUCUUCACAAGAUACACUUACUCUCUCUUCUGGGGUUUUCAGCAAAUCAGCACUCUUGCUGGUAACCAAGUCCCAACCUACUAUCUACCGGAGGUCCUCUUUACUAUGGGUAUCAUCGGAUUAGGACUAUUGCUUUUCGCACUUCUUAUUGGUAACAUUCAAAAUUUUCUUCAAGCUCUUGGUAAAAGGAAUUUGGAAAUGACACUAAGACAGCGUGAUGUGGAGCAAUGGAUGAGCCAUAGACGGUUGCCAGAUGGUAUAAGAAAGAGGGUGCGAGAAGCUGAGCAGUUCAACUGGGCUGCUACUAGAGGCGUUAACGAAGAAUUGCUCUUUGAGAAUAUGCCUGAUGACCUUCAAACAGAUAUAAGACGACACCUCUUCCAAUUUCUCGAGAAGGUGAAAAUAUUUUCUUCACUGGAUGAAUCAAUCAUAGAUGCUAUCCAUGAGAGGCUGAAACUGAGGACAUACAUAAAGGAUAGCAAAGUGUUACGAAAAAAAGGUCCAGUUAAGAAAAUGGUAUUCAUAGUGAGGGGUGAGAUGCAGAGCAUCAAUGAGGAGGACCGUUCUGUUCUGACAUUAUCGGAAGGCGACGUUUGUGGUGAAGAACUCCUCACCUUGUGCACCAAACGCUCCGGUGGGACGACAAUAAAGAUGCCACCAAAGGGAUUGGUAAUUAGCAACAGAGAUGUUACGUGUAUCACAAACGUGGAGGCGUUUUGGCUGAGUGUAGCAGAUAUUGAAGAUCUUGCGAGCUUGUUCUCGAGAUUCCCAAGGAGCCAUAGAGUCCAAAGAGCCACGAGGAACGAUUCUCCCUAUUGGAGGCUACGUCAGAUUCAAGUGGCUAGGAGAAACCGAAGGAAACAGCUUCAGAGAGGAUACACUGCUUAGUCUAGCUAGUUACAGCCGUUGGAUUUUUGUAUAAUAAAAUAAGAUGCUUCACUUGAAUUCAAAAAUUAUUUUUCGUAAAAAUGUGAAUUAAUGUCGUAAACCAUCUCCAAUGGCUAAAAUGUGAACUAAUGUAAGACCAUGCAUCUCCAAUUGUCAAAUGUGGUAUAUGGCAGGGAGAAAGUACAGGCAAGUCUCAGAUGGCUUUAGAGAAGAUUGUGGAAGGGCGUCUCCGUAAACAUUUUGAAGAAGUUGCUCUAAUGGAGCAAAAGUUUAUUGUGAAUGAUGCUAUAACAUUAAGGUAUGUAGAUUUAGCUUAUAACACCAAGUUUUGCCGCAUGAUUAUCUCUGCAUUGCUUGUCAUCGCUUGUUUAAUGGAACUUUUGAGUUCCUAUUCCACAGACACUGGUGGAUAAUUUGUCCAAGGAGGUGGGUUCACCUGUGAAGGUUUCCAAUUUUCUGAGAGUCGAGGUUGGAGAAGGAAUCGAAAGGCUUGAAGCAUCUGAUGAACCUCUUGCUCAAACUGCUUGAAGAUGACGUGGAUCAAGGACUUGUGUUAGAUUUACAAACCACUUUCUUUCUUUGAGUCCUUUAGAAUUCAUGGCUUCAGUGCCAUCUUGAGAAUACAGAAUCUUUCCCAUAAUUUUGUUGUUAUAAAAACCGUCAGUUUUGCCACACAAUAUGGCAAUAAGAUCAAUGAUUGUACCUUCGGAAGCUAUGACAGUUACCAUUGUUUGUGUUCU